AUGUCGAACUUGAAUCUGCACACAGAGUUCCAGUAUGAUGAUUUGGGCAAUCCAUUCAUUUGUAACUCUAGUGGUACUUGGGUUCCAUAUCUCGAGUAUGCAUGGGCAGCUAGGGUUGACACUCCAUCUGUGCCCCAUGAUGUUCCAUCUGCCCACUUGUUUAUGGGUGGGGAUCUGGGUCUUAACACAUGUCACUACAUCAGACAAAGGCCUGCUAAUGAACCCUUCAUCCAGCAUCAGAAUGCUGGGGGUGGAUCCACUCUGAUCUUGCCUGCCACUUUCCCAGAUGGGCGUGAUGCUUCAAGCAACACACCUGGUGGUGUUGACAGCUGCAUUGACCUAGUCUUAUUCCCCUCCCUGAGAGCCAUGACUGGGCAUCUACCCUCUGUAAAAGUAGCUGGCACCCAACAUGCUGUCCAGCCUAGCAGCAAAUGUAAAGGCAAGGAAAGUGCUGGUAGUAGUAAGAGGGGGAAAAAGAGGUCACUCGUAGUUGAUGUAGAUGCUGAGCCAGAGCUGGUGAAGUUGAAGCAAGGAUGCCCACAAGGUGCUGGGAACUACUCUACUGUGGACACAUCUGUGUUACUGGACUUUGUUGAGGUUGAACUACCUCUUGGACAAUGCAGGUGGCAAGCUGUCACUACCAAGUUUAAUCAGUGGGCAGCUAAGCACAAGUGGCCUGAGUGUAAGCUCAUCAAGACCCCAAAACCAACUGGAGAUGCAGACUGCCCUCCAGAGGUCAAACAUGUACAUCACAUUGACAACCUCAUCAAUGAACAAGCAGGCACAUAUGAUUUGAAUGAUAGUGACUUUGAUGAUGCCAACAAAGUUGACAAGGCCAACAGCUCCAGCUCUGUCCAGCAUGCUUGUGAGGAAGAACAUGCUAACCAUUCCCUCACCAACAUCCAGUACCUCACUUUUUCCCAACAGCUUCAUGAUGAAUGGGCCACCAAUGACAAGUUAUGUGCUCAGAUCUUUGAUCUACACAACCACCUAUAUGAAGCACAGCAAGCAUGUGAUUGUGCUGAAAUGCAGCUCGAGAUGAUGCACAUGGGGCCCCAUGCUGUUGGUAACACCCCUAUGUAUCAUAAUCUCCCAAAACACAAGCACCAGAGCUACUGUUGGUUCCCUGAUGGUGAAAAUGAGGCAGGGAGUAGCAACAUGUCUUAUGAGCACACUCCAGAGAUUUGA
This is a messenger RNA of Pisolithus orientalis, 1188 nucleotides long. RefSeq lists its product as uncharacterized. The transcript has 7 exons. The coding region runs from base 1 to 1188 and encodes 395 amino acids. NCBI's taxonomy places the organism in Eukaryota, Fungi, Basidiomycota, Agaricomycetes, Boletales, Pisolithaceae. The record is from RefSeq and is a predicted model, not a curated record.